This is a messenger RNA of Aaosphaeria arxii CBS 175.79, 608 nucleotides long. RefSeq lists its product as uncharacterized. Bases 32 to 424 code for a protein of 130 amino acids. The record is from RefSeq and is a predicted model, not a curated record. NCBI's taxonomy places the organism in Eukaryota, Fungi, Ascomycota, Dothideomycetes, Pleosporales. The transcript has a single exon.
GUCUGUCCGUCCGCCACCUCCCCGACAAUCUAUGAAUAGGAACAAAAUAGAGCAAUCACAGAAGAAGAAGAAACGAUCAUCCACCUCAUUCCCGUGGCGUUUCUUUCGUUCUUUCGUUUGCUUGCCCGCUUUGCCGAUCGCCAGCUUCGCCUCCCGUAAAUUACGCCUCCCUCCCUUUCUUCCCAUUCCGAACGUCUCCCCUCGCAACACAGCAAAAACAUGUGGGGAACAUGCUAUGUUACCACAAACUCAAACUCGAAACACCAAACAAUGCAUCGAUGACGACUGCAUUAUGUACCUUUGCACUUCGUCCGUCCCAACGGUGUGUAUACCUGCGCCUAGGUACCGUAGCAACGAACGAACGAAGGAAGGGAAGGAAAGGGACUUAUAUGCAAGGCCGGACCAGCCAAUCCCGAAUGCGUAGGGAAGACGUUACUAGCUACGAGAAGGUAAGCUUCGCUUCGAUCCGUACCGCGCCGUUGCGAAAGGGUCCAGUCAUGGUUGACUAUCCAUGAAGGGGAAGGGUAGAGAAACAGUGAGAUAGCAUUGGAAGGCUGUAGUCUCCUCGUGGUCUCAAUGUAUAUCAUUGAAUGGCGGCGACAUGCGCU